Messenger RNA from Pararge aegeria (speckled wood butterfly), 2581 nucleotides. It is a transcript of the gene YME1L, whose product is annotated as ATP-dependent zinc metalloprotease YME1L. Gene Ontology annotation, biological process: protein quality control for misfolded or incompletely synthesized proteins; mitochondrion organization. The coding region runs from base 127 to 2442 and encodes 771 amino acids. The record is from RefSeq and is a predicted model, not a curated record. Gene Ontology annotation, cellular component: mitochondrial inner membrane. Gene Ontology annotation, molecular function: ATP binding; metalloendopeptidase activity; ATP-dependent peptidase activity. The transcript has 16 exons. NCBI's taxonomy places the organism in Eukaryota, Metazoa, Arthropoda, Insecta, Lepidoptera, Nymphalidae.
UCAUAAAAUUCACCAAUCGCCAUGUUUUGUUACGGUUUGACGUAAAGACGUAAGAAAAAGAUCACCUACAAAAUUUUCGAGUGCACUUUCUAUGAAAACGCAACAACCAUCUCACCUACAUGUAACAUGUUCUCAUUGAACUCUAUAAACACUCAAAAUCAGAUUCUAGUAAGUUUUAGCCAGUUAUCGUCGCGUUAUUCAAGUCUAUUUAGACAUAGGAAGCAAAGCAACGCUAAAAACAAGGAUGUCAAAGGGAAAGAGGGUGCAGCAGCUUUGUAUGAUGCAAGCAUUUGCCCGGAGAGUUUUGAGGAGGCCUUGCACCAUCUAGAUAAGAAUGCCGUGGCGGAAAUGCGUAAUAUUGACGUUAGAUCGGUUGCAGCGCUUGCUGCAACCUCUAGAAGUGCACUUACACAGGUACCCACCCUACAAUCUGCUAAAAAAGUAUCUUACAUAUCCUCAAAUUCAUUUGAAAAGAAUAAAAAUGGGUGGUUAGAUUCCCCGGCUAUCACAGUCGAUUUUGGCAGCAGAAACCCCAGAGUGAGCUUUACAGACAACUUCAUUGGGCUAUUAUCGAAGAGUAUAAGAGAUAAUACAUUUAAACAUAGCAUACAAGUUCGAGGUUUCAAGACUGAAAGAGGUAUACAUGCAGACUUGAAGAGAAACCCCAACCUUAUUAAUAGACUGCGUAAGUUUUUGGGUCUAAAUGUGUCAGAGUCAACAGACAAACAGACUAAUUUAGGCCCAGAUGUGGCACCAAGGCUAGAAAAGCUUCUCAACGAGCACACUUUGCUUACCCACCAACAGAAGGAUAAGAUUAAGAUCGCUUUUGCCGAGGGAUAUUUAGCAGGCUCACACCCAGACAACGUGCGAGGCACCAAGGCGUCGAAAUACCUGAAGCUAGUCCAACAGCUACUGACCAUAGUGCUGUUCCUGGCCAUCUUCGUGAGCCUCAUGGCCUCCGUCAGCGGGACAGUUUUCCGGAUUCAGCUCGGCAACCAGGUGGAAGUCGACCCCGAGGACAUCUCGGUCACCUUCGACGACGUCAAGGGCGCGGACGAGGCCAAGCAGGAGUUGAAGGAUGUGGUGGAGUUCCUCAAAUCCCCAGAAAAGUUCUCCUCGCUGGGGGGUAAGCUCCCCAAAGGGGUGCUGCUGGUGGGACCCCCGGGUACUGGCAAGACUCUGCUGGCUCGCGCGGUGGCUGGUGAGGCGCGGGUGCCGUUCUUCCACGCCGCGGGGCCCGAGUUUGACGAGAUCCUGGUGGGGCAAGGAGCCAGGAGGGUGCGCGAUCUGUUCAAGGCUGCCAAGGAGCGCGCUCCUUGUGUCAUAUUCAUAGACGAGAUAGACUCGGUCGGUGCUAAGCGGACCAAUAGUGUACUACAUCCAUACGCUAAUCAGACUAUUAAUCAACUGCUCUCAGAAAUGGACGGUUUCCAUCAAAAUGAGGGUGUCAUUGUACUGGGAGCCACUAAUCGCAGGGAUGACUUGGAUCCAGCUUUGUUAAGACCUGGAAGAUUCGAUGUUGAGGUGUCAGUGCCCACGCCGGACUACGGCGGCCGUCUGGAGAUACUCCGCCUCUACGUGGCCAGGGUGGCCGCGCAACCGGAGCUAGAUGUCGAGGCGCUCGCCAGGGGUACAACAGGCUUCACCGGCGCCGACCUCGAGAGCAUGGUCAACCAGGCAGCGCUCAAGGCAGCAAUAGAAGGCGCGAAAGCGGUGACCAUGUCGCAUCUAGAGGAAGCGCGGGACAAAGUUCUAAUGGGGCCGGCAAGACGCUCCAAAUUACCUGAUGAUGAGGCCAACGCCAUCACAGCAUGCCACGAGGGUGGGCAUGCGGUCGUUGCAUUCUAUACUAAGGAUUCCCAUCCACUACACAAGGUCACAAUCAUACCCCGGGGGCCCUCGCUGGGCCAUACCGCAUACAUACCUGCCAAAGAAAGAUACCAUGUAACCAAGCAACAGUUGCUCGCAAUGAUGGACACCAUGAUGGGGGGAAGGGCAGCGGAGGAGAUUGUCUUUGGACCUGAUAAAAUUACCUCCGGAGCCUCAUCAGAUCUGAAGCAGGCCACGUCGAUCGCGUGCCACAUGGUGCGCGAGUGGGGUAUGAGUGAAAAGGUGGGGCUCCGUACCAUGGAUUCCCCACGCACCUCACCCGAACAACUCGGACCGUACACCAAUGAGCUGGUGGACGCGGAAAUCAAGAAAAUCCUGUCGGAGAGCUACGAGCGGGCCAAAGCAAUCCUGCGCGCUCACGCUAAAGAGCACAAGGCACUCUCAGACGCCUUGCUCAAAUACGAGACCCUAGACGCUGACGAUAUAAAGGCGAUAAUGAAUGGCGAUAAGCUGAAGUCUGACAAGCAGCGUGUCAGCAAAGAAGCGCCCGCCAACCAGGGAUCACCCGUUGGCACGGGCCUGCUCGGGCAACCGGUGCCCGCGCCCGCCUAGUCACGCGGUUAUUAGAUUAAACUGGCUUCCUUACCGGCUGUGGAACAGCAAACUGUCCCCUGUCUCGAACUGUACAAACAUAUUAUAGAAAGAGGAGCAAAGUGAUUUUGAAAAUUUUGCAGGUAGCGCCUAACACAUU